This is a messenger RNA of Aspergillus brunneoviolaceus CBS 621.78, 331 nucleotides long. RefSeq lists its product as uncharacterized. The record is from RefSeq and is a predicted model, not a curated record. The transcript has a single exon. Bases 89 to 271 code for a protein of 60 amino acids. Lineage: Eukaryota; Fungi; Ascomycota; Eurotiomycetes; Eurotiales; Aspergillaceae.
UCGCGGCUAUCGACAUCGGAUGAAAGAUUUCUAUUGCUAAAUUCCUUGUAGUUUGUAUUAUCCAAGAUCAUGCCACCAUGUGCAAGGUAUGAAUGCUAAGUACGGUAUAUCAACUCAAGGUUUCAACAUAGUCGAUCAAACUGUCCACCCAACCAACCCGAAUGCAUGCAUACUCAGGGCUUCGAAUCAAAACCCAGAACAGAAUCAUGGCAUCAGUAUCAUAAACGACGCGGGGAGGGAGCCCCACGCAUGCUCUAUCAGUUUGAGUUGAGGAGGCCGUCGGCAUCUCCACACACACAAGGAAAGUCAAAGAGAAAGAAGAUGAAUAGGG